This is a messenger RNA of Oryza sativa Japonica Group (Japanese rice), 759 nucleotides long. NCBI's taxonomy places the organism in Eukaryota, Viridiplantae, Streptophyta, Magnoliopsida, Poales, Poaceae. The record is from RefSeq and is a predicted model, not a curated record.
GGCGAGAUGUGAAAACGUCUCAGUGUGAUGCAGCGACCAGGAAAUCUAGCGCGGCAGGUUACGUCCAUCUCACCCGUUCAUCUUCCGAUCGGACGGCCCACGCUCCACGGACGCGACGGUUGGAGCCACUUCAACUGCUCUUUCAUCUCUCCCCGAUUUUGUUUCUUCCUCGACCUGCUCUGCUUCUCCUCCGCACCCAAAAAUAUCAAAGAACUCAAAAGCGGAGAGAGGCGAAGAACAGGGGGGACGCCAUGAACGUGGAGGAGGAGGUGGGGAAGCUCAAGGAGGAGAUCCAGAGGCUCGGCCAGAAGCAGCCCGAUGGAUCCUACAAGGUAACUUUCGGUGUUAUCUUCAACGAUGACCGUUGUGCAAACAUAUUUGAAGCACUAGUCGGCACCUUGCGGGCUGCCAAGAAGAGAAAAAUUGUUAAGUAUGAUGGUGAGCUGCUUCUACAGGGGGCUCAUGACAAUGUUGAGAUAACCCUGUUGCCUCCUCCAGCGGUCGCUGCUGCCUGAAGAGGGAAGCAUCUGCGAGCCUCUGGUGUUAAGGCGUUGAUAUGCAUAUAAUCUAUUGUGUCUAGAUUCUCAUGAACCAUUUGAUAUUCGAAGCGGAUGCCUAUCGCGUGAUGUAUGAACUAUGGGUAUGCAGUUUCUUGGACAUGCUUGUAUUGGAACUGAAAUGAUAAGUUCACUGCUGAUAUAUUGUGCAGUGUAGAAUGAGCCAUAAAAUGGCCAUGAAUUUUUUACAGUACUGCAUUCA